Molecule: messenger RNA, 1911 nt
Organism: Annulohypoxylon maeteangense
Lineage: Eukaryota; Fungi; Ascomycota; Sordariomycetes; Xylariales; Hypoxylaceae
Product: NAD(P)-binding protein
Exons: 4
Coding region: 579-1874 (431 amino acids)
Biological process (GO): NADPH regeneration
Cellular component (GO): cytoplasm
Molecular function (GO): nucleotide binding; oxidoreductase activity
Source: RefSeq, a predicted model, not a curated record
CGCUAACUCGAUGAGAUAAUGAAUCUCAAAUACAUCUUUUUGCUUGAGUCUUGAAUCAACUUACUUCUUCAUUUAUCAUUAGUUCCUAAUCGACUUCUCCGAUAGAGCACCAAACUUGUACACGUACUCCGUUUGCACUUCGUUUGUUAUUUGCUCGAAGUCUUUCUAUUUCCCGAGUCUCUAUGUAUUUCAAGAAGAGUUCAAGAUUUCCAAACAAUUAAGUGAACACUUCAUAGUAGGUACAGAAUAUCAUGAUGCCAUUUGUUUAAAUAUAAACAUUGGUCUUCGGCAUUUAUGUACAAAUUUGGUUCAUCUCUACCCGUCGACGACGAUCAAUCUUGGGGUCUGGGGAUUUCUCCAAUUGCCCCUCAAUUUUUCCGUCUAUGAACGCCGAGUAUCCAAGCUAAGGUAGGUCGGGGUAAAUAGCUUGAGCUUAACAAAAACAUUGUAGGUGAAAAUACAAUAACUAUCUUGUCUCUUACUCCUCAUCCUUUUCCCUUAUAUUUGGUAUUUCUGAAUUUAAGCAGAUUUACCCCCUUUUUGGAUAUUUUGUAUUUGCAGGUUGGAACAUCGUCAAAAUGGCAGCAGAAGCGAUCAAGUCCGUCGUUGUCCCGACGAGUUCCCCCUCUCCACUAAACGUGCUGAUGGUUGGCACGGGUGAAUACACUACCGGCUUUGUUGGAGGCGGUGCUUCCGGGUCGGAUAAGAAGGUGGGAGUCGUUGGUCUCUCUCUCUUCGAUCUUCGGAGAAGAGGAAAGGUGAGUAAGUUGGGUAUGGUUGGCACAAAUGGAACUAAGUUCCCGGCAAUCAGGCAACAUCUUGAUACCAACAUCUCCAAGUUUUACAAUGGCUUGGACUGCUCCUUCGAUUCCUACCCGGCAAACGAUGUGAAGGACCCCGACGCAUAUAAAUCCGCCAUCGACGCCUUAAAACCAGGUGACGCUAUCACUAUCUUCACUCCGGACACGACCCAUUACCCAAUAGCUCUAUAUGCAAUUGAGCGUGGGAUUCAUGUUUUGAUCACCAAACCUGCUGUAAAAACUCUUGAACACCAUCAAUCACUUAUCGAAGCUGCCAAAAAGCACAAUGUUUACGUCUACAUCGAGCAUCACAAGCGUUUUGACCCUGCGUACUCUGAUGCCAAGUUCAAGGCCCAGAAACUGGGUGAUUUCAACUACUUCUAUAGCUACAUGUCCCAGCCAAAGUCGCAGCUGGAGACCUUCAAAGCGUGGGCUGGUGUCGACUCCGAUAUCUCGUACUACCUGAACAGCCACCACGUUGACAUUUGUGACUCUAUGGUCUCACAACUAGGUUUCGUCCCUGUUAAGGUCUCGGCUUCGGCGGCGAAAGGCAUUGCCACUACACUAGGCUGCGACGAGGCGACAGAAGAUACUAUCACAGUAAUGGUCACUUGGCAGAAGCAAGAUGACCCAAGUAAAAUCGCUACAGGCGUAUACACAGCAUCGUGGACGGCUCCGCAAAAGGCCGGUGUGCAUUCUAACCAAUACUUCCACUAUAUGGCCUCUGGGGGUGAAGUCCGUAUAAACCAGGCUAAGCGUGGGUAUGAUGUUGCGGAGGAUACAGCAGGCCAACUCGUGUGGUACAACCCAUUCUACAUGAGAUAUGCGCCGGAUGAAGAGGGCAACUUCAAUGGCCAAACCGGCUACGGUUAUAUCUCCUUCGAAAAGUUCGUUGACGGAUGCCGAGCCGUCAACUCGGGGGCACUGAAGCCGGCCGAUCUUGAUGCGAGAGGUCUUCCCACGCUAAACAACACGAUAGCGACGACAGCCAUUCUCGAGGCCGGCCGAAGAAGCAUAGACGAAAACAGGGAGAUUAAAAUCGAAAUCAAGGAUGGAUUCUGGAAGCUAGUGUAGAUUAUCAAUCGUCCCAUGCAGUUCGUAGCUGAAUUAG